Messenger RNA from Pomacea canaliculata, 1613 nucleotides. RefSeq lists its product as uncharacterized. The transcript is spliced from 3 exons. Lineage: Eukaryota; Metazoa; Mollusca; Gastropoda; Architaenioglossa; Ampullariidae. Gene Ontology annotation, biological process: lipid transport; lipoprotein metabolic process. Gene Ontology annotation, cellular component: extracellular region; membrane. The record is from RefSeq and is a predicted model, not a curated record. Bases 163 to 909 code for a protein of 248 amino acids. Gene Ontology annotation, molecular function: lipid binding.
AAUGGAAAAGAUAAUUUUGUGAUGGGCUUUUUUGAGAAAUUAAAUACCUCAAUGCAGAAGCUUAUUGCAAGCUAAAGAAGACAGCAUUUUAAGAGACUGCAGCAGCCGAAAAGAAGUGGACUGUGAGGUCUCGCUUCCCCUUACUGUAGAGAACUAAAGAAAAUGCCAGUCACUUAUCGCUUACGACAGGAAGCCCUCGAGCUACGGCGAAUAGUAAGAACGAUCAACACUGAACUGGAUGAACAUCAUAAGAAUGUCAAUAUUGCCAAUGCCACUGGCAGCGCCGCCUCACUAUUUGGGGGAGUACUAACAAUAGCAGGCGCCAUCCUGGCUAUUCCAACAGCCGGUCUGACCUUGCCUUUGGCUGGUGCCGGCGCCUUAGUCGCAGGCGCUGGUGGCGCUGUCUGUCUGGGAGCUUCUAUAGUUGAGCUGGUCAUCCAGAAGCACAACCUCAACGACGUCGACAGAAGAUGGGAAACAUUUCAAAAAGAUUUAUCAGAUUAUUACACAGAUGUCUAUGGCUCUGAAGUUGUUCCGUCCAACAUUCUCAACAUCGUCGGAAAAAUUAUCGACGGUGCGAUCGAAGUGAGACAAGGUUAUCAACUGAUCAAGGGAGGAGUGGCGGCUAUUCAAGCGAUCAAAGCGGGUCAAGCGGGUGGCAAGCUGGCGAUGGGUGUCUCGAAGGUUGCCAGCAUGUUUGAAGCGGGUGCCCUGGGCAGCGUGGCAUCUCUAGGAACUAAAACUUUGGGAAAAGCGUUUUUCGUCAUGAACGUCGUCCUCAUCCCCUUCAGCCUGGUGGACCUCGUGCGGUCAGCCGCUGCGGCGAACAGUGGCGAGCGGUCGGCGGCGUCGUCUAAACUGGACAGACUGGCGGACUUCCUAGAGAAGGUUGCCAACGAUGAACUGUAGAGUCGCUGCCACACAUAAGUGUCAUUAGUCAGGCGCAUACAUAAAAUCACACGUGCACUGACACAAAAGUCAAACUUGGGAAAAACACAUUAAUUAAUAAAAAAUUAUAGUUACAUUAUGAUUUUUUUGUUGGCUUUAAUGCAGUCAGAUAUCACUUCCUAGAAAAUAUUUUACUAAAUUAUACCAGUAUAAGUUUUUAGAAACAAGAUUACAUUUUUUUUAAGUCCCACAGUUCUAGACUUGACUGUAUCUUUGUCAGUCAGUUAUAAGAAGACACAUCGUUUUAAAAUGCCAUGCUUAUUUCUACACUUUUAAUGUUCGUUUUAAGGGACUGUGAUUCUUAUCUAAAAUGUCCUUAUACGACGAGAACCACUUACAUCGAACAAACAAUUUGCUUAAAAAUAAUUAAUCAAUUGUUAUAUAAGGCAUAUGAUUAGAUAUCUGUUUAUGAAAACAUUCAAGAUACGAAUUCAAAUACAAUGCAAAACAUGUUUAAUAAUAUUUUUCAAGAAGGUAUUGUGUCCACCGACGGUCACAUAAGGACGCUAUACACAAGAACAUGAAAUGUGUAUCUACAAGUCUGUUUAAUUUAUUUGUAAUCAUCUACGUUGGGACUUGAUGGCACUUUCAUAAGAAUUAAAAACAAUGCCUAUGUUCUGAAAUGACAGAAUAAAUGCUACACAGAAUAAAUUUUUUCAAAUCGA